CACAGAAAGCGGGUGGGGAGAGAAGAGUUCAAUACGUGGUGACGUUAAACGACCCCUGUCAGCUGACCCUGGCGACCAAUCAGGAUGCGCAGCGGAGAAUUUCGAACGAGCGAGAAGCCCAGUGGGCGUGAGGGGGAGAAAACCAAUAGCGGGGGAAACCAACACAUAGCCAACGGCUUCAGAAAGUUGGUAUUGUCGCGCUUUCUCUCUCGCGGCGAUCUACCUGAAGUGAGAGAGAAGCUUGUGGAGGAAAAGAACGAGUGGCCAUCGCGCGCACUCAACGGUCGCCUGGUCAGGAUUAAUAUGACUAGAGAGAGAUGCUUGAAAAAAUCUUUCAAGGACAGCCUGGAAGAUAUAAAAGAACGAAUGAAAGAAAAAAGAAAUCAAAAAUGGGCAAAGUUGGGUAAAACAAGCCAAAUCUUAUCUGUCAAGCGUAAAAAUGCAGACAACACUUCUACACAUUUGAAAAGCCUCCAGGCAAACAAUCAAGCAUUAGCUCUGGCUUUAGAAGAAGAGAGGAGCAAAAUGAGAGAAGCACAAGAUAUCAUCCUGCAGUUGAAGAAGGAAUAUCAGUGUGUGAAGUUUCAGAUGUUCGUCUUGCAAAGAAAACUUGAGCUACAACAAGGAAAAGAACAUACUGAGAUUAAGCGAGUGGCUUUGAAGAAGAUUAUUUCUAAAGUUGUUCAAAACUUACUUGAUGCAACACAUCUUCUUGAUCCAGCACAGAAUUUAUGUACCACAGAUCUUAACCCAGUUCUCUGUACCUCACUGCAUGAAGGCUGUGAUUCCAGUGUAAGAACUGAAGAUUUGUUGCUACUUCCGAAGAAUAUCCUUGCUGGAGAUGUAAGUAAACAAGAUAAAACAUUUAGAACAGAAAUGGAGAAUAACAUGAAAAAUAAUUCUUCAGUUUUUGUACCUGAUUCCUCACACGGUGUUGAAAAUACAUCUCCAGGUGUAACAUCACAGACAGAUAAAGGUUUACAAAGUAGUUCUUAUGAGGAGCAUCUAGCAUAUGAGAACAGAAAUAUUUCUUCAAGUGAACAGGAUAAGCAAGCUGUAAAGUUCUUACCCAAAAGUGUAUCUAUCCGACGUUGCAAGACCAAAACUCAGAAUGAACUUAUGCCUUAUGGUUCAGAAAUAACUAAGCAGAUGGAAGAAUAUUGUCCUCAAGACAGAACCAGCCCUGAGAGAGGCUUAGAAAGAGGUAAUGAACAACCUGAAGAAAUGUAUCUUGAUGAAGACAACACACAUGAAGUAAACACAGAUCAAACUUUUGGACAGUCUAAUACAGUGACUGAAUCAAGUACCUCACUGGUAGACCCAAAACAAACUGAUUUUUCUAGCACUUCAGGUUCCCAACCACAGAAAGAAAGAAGUCAGAAGAGAAAACCGGAAGCAAUGAAAAAUCCCUCCAGAACAAGAUCCAAAAGGAAGAGAAACCAGAGCAAGCAACCCUGUUCAAACAAAGAAGAUACAGCAAUUGGAUCCAGCGAUGCUUAUGAUUUUAACUUUGAGGAGAGUGUCCAUAUUACACCUUUCCGACAGAACAGAGAAAAUGAAAAUAACAUGGAUGGAAAAACGCAUGUAGAAGAAAUACAAACAUGUAGUAGUGACUCAUUCAGUUCAGUAGAAGACUCUGAAGACAGUCUUUAUAUGCCUUAUACAAAAAAAUCGAAAUGCAGAAAGAGCUUAGUCUGUAAAACUGAUGUAAGCUCAGUACACACAAGACCACAAUUGAAAAAAGCUGCAUUUGAAGAAUCUAAGAAAGACAUGGAGGAGAGAAGUAGGAAUACCAGAACUAAAAAAUCUGAGAAUUCUGUGGAUGGAUCUUCUGGGGCUCUUAAAAAAUCUCAUCUUCACCUUGGAGAUAUUACCAACCUUACGUUAUCAUCUACAAAAGCUAGAAUUUCUCACCCUCCCAUCAGUACAGAUGCAAAAGAUACUUCUCAUUGCAGACGUAGAUGUACUAUCAGUGUGAGCUAUAAAGAACCAAGCAUCAGUGGGAAGCUCAGAAGAGGAGACCCUUUCACAGAUACUGUUUUUCUGCAUUCUCCAAUUUUUAAAGACAAGAAGAGCAGCAAAUGCAAGACAGCUAAAAAGAAGCAUCUGUCAAGAUACAAUGAGGCAUUCGUUGGUUGCCUCUGAAAGUAUUUUGUGGAUCAUAACAUUUAACUUUACUUGUUGGAUUCUGUGUCCUUCUGCUGUAAAGGUAAAAUGGUUUAGCUUAAUACCUAUACCAGAAUUAAAGUUCAAUUUCUGGAAAAUCUUAA
Molecule: messenger RNA, 2270 nt
Organism: Hemicordylus capensis (graceful crag lizard)
Lineage: Eukaryota; Metazoa; Chordata; Lepidosauria; Squamata; Cordylidae
Gene: SGO1
Product: shugoshin 1
Exons: 9
Coding region: 85-2145 (686 amino acids)
Biological process (GO): meiotic chromosome segregation
Cellular component (GO): chromosome, centromeric region; nucleus
Source: RefSeq, a predicted model, not a curated record